CCCCCCGCCCGCCGGCCCGCUCCCCGCGGUCGCGCUGCCAUAAAUGGGUCCCGCAGCAGGCGGCGACGGCAUCUGGCGGGCCGGGCGGCAGCUGGAGGCGCGGACCGGGGGCGGCGACUCAGGCGUCGGGGGACGCGGCGGGCGGCCGCGGCAAAGUGAAGUUCGGGGCUCAGGAGCCGACAGGGUCGCCCCGGCGGGGACGCGCGCAGGUCCGCGCGGCUGGUGCCCCCUCUGCCCGCGCUCCGGACCCGCCCCCGCAGCGGAGCGGCUUCUGUUUACUUUCGGUCGAGUUUUUCCUGCUCCGGGAAGGUGCCCAGGGCGGCUCCGGGCGGACGGUUACGCGCGGCGCCCCGCGCCCCUCUGCCGCCGCUGCCCGCACCCGCCAAGGGCGCGUCGGGCCGCCGGGACAGCGGCGGCCGGGGCGUCCCGGGGCGCGCUCACGGGCGUCCGUUUGUGCCCAGGUGAUGACGGCGGCGGCAUGGAGUUCCCGGAGCACGGCGGGCGGCUGCUGGGCCGCCUGAGGCAGCAGCGCGAGCUCGGCUUCCUCUGCGACUGCACCGUGCUGGUGGGCGACGCGCGCUUCCCGGCCCACCGCGCCGUGCUGGCCGCGUGCAGCGUCUACUUCCAUCUUUUCUACAGGGACCGGCCCGCGGGCAGCCGCGACGCGGUGCGGCUCAACGGCGACAUCGUCACGGCGCCUGCCUUCGGCCGCCUGCUGGACUUCAUGUACGAGGGCCGCCUGGACCUGCGCGGCCUGCCUGUCGAGGACGUCCUGGCCGCCGCCAGCUACCUGCACAUGUACGACAUCGUCAAGGUCUGCAAGGGCCGGCUCCGGGGGGAGGGCCGCGCGCUGCCGCCGGAGACCCCCGCCGCCGGCGCCGAGCCGCCGAGCCGGCGCCCGUGCCCGCUGCCCGCCUGGGCCCCCGAGCUCUGCCCCGCCGCCCAGAAGGUCAGGCUGCCCGGGGCCGGCGUCAAGGCUGCCCUCCCUCCACCUGCACGGGGGCCUCCUCCCUGCCAGGCCCCGGGAGAGCCGGACGGGGCUCUGGACUUGUCGCUGAAGCCCGAGCGGAGGAGGGAGCCGGUCCGCCCGCCCUCCUGCGUCCUCCGGACACCGCCCUGCAGGCAGAUGCAGCCGGGGGCGCGGCCGCCGGUGAAGGACGAGCGGGACUCGCUGUCGGAACGGGACAGCUUUGGCCCUCCGAGCCCCCACGGCCCCCUGCAGCCACCCUGCGCUCCGGCAGCGAGGCGCCUGGCGGGGGCCUUGGAGCCGCUGCCCGCCAGUGGGGUGGGCAGCCGGGAGCCGGCGCUGGACGCGGAGCGGAGCGCCGUCGCGGACGAGCUGGCGCGCGGCGGCCGCCGCCUCCGCAGGUGCCCGCUGUGCAGCAAGCUGUUCCCCAGCGCCCGCGUGUUGCAGCUACACCUCAGCGCCCACUUUCGAGAGCGGGACGGCGCUCGAGCCCGGCUGUCGCCCGACGGCGCCGCGCCCACCUGCCCGCUCUGCGGGAAGACCUUCUCCUGCGCGUACACGCUGAAGCGGCACGAGCGCACGCACUCGGGCGAGAAGCCCUACACGUGCGUGCAGUGCGGCAAGAGCUUCCAGUACUCGCACAACCUGAGCCGCCACGCCGUGGUGCACACCCGCGAGAAGCCGCACGCCUGCCGCUGGUGCGAGCGCCGCUUCACGCAGUCGGGGGACCUUUACCGCCACGUCCGCAAGUUCCACUGCGGCCUGGUGUGACGCGUGCGCCGCGGCGGGGCGGCGGUGGGAGGGGCCCAGAGCGGGCGGGUGGAAGUCCCUGAGGCUGGGUCCGCCUGCGGGAAGAGCCCCCCUGCGCCCCAGAAAGGUGGCCUCGGACUCAGAGUGGCUCUGCAGCCCCCCUCCUUGUCCCCAGACCCCACCUUGUGCCCCGACUGCGACUCUGUCUUCCUCUCCAGGUGGUUCUGGGGCUGUCUCAAGGUCCCCCAAGCUUGGCUCACCUGCCUCGCAGGGGGACAGCCCAUCUGUCCGACCUUGGGGGCUUCCCUGGCCACCUCACUGUCAUGUUCAGGGGACCCUGGUGAGCCUUGCUCCACCCAGUGAAGGGUGCGGGUCACAGAAGUUGUGGGUAUGAGACCCCAGGGUGGGAGGGGGCUCCACAGGGCCAUCGGGGCGGAGAUGGUGCCGCAGGGGGUGCAGUCCCCGUGGGGACAUCUGGGCAGC
Messenger RNA from Phyllostomus discolor (pale spear-nosed bat), 2200 nucleotides. It is a transcript of the gene ZBTB42, whose product is annotated as zinc finger and BTB domain containing 42. NCBI's taxonomy places the organism in Eukaryota, Metazoa, Chordata, Mammalia, Chiroptera, Phyllostomidae. The record is from RefSeq and is a predicted model, not a curated record. Bases 44 to 1738 code for a protein of 564 amino acids. Gene Ontology annotation, molecular function: DNA-binding transcription factor activity, RNA polymerase II-specific; protein binding; RNA polymerase II cis-regulatory region sequence-specific DNA binding. Gene Ontology annotation, biological process: regulation of transcription by RNA polymerase II. Gene Ontology annotation, cellular component: nucleus. The transcript has a single exon.